Messenger RNA from Fundulus heteroclitus (mummichog), 5096 nucleotides. It is a transcript of the gene slc71a1-2, whose product is annotated as major facilitator superfamily domain containing 14A2. Gene Ontology annotation, molecular function: transmembrane transporter activity. The record is from RefSeq and is a predicted model, not a curated record. Lineage: Eukaryota; Metazoa; Chordata; Actinopteri; Cyprinodontiformes; Fundulidae. The transcript has 12 exons. Gene Ontology annotation, biological process: transmembrane transport. Gene Ontology annotation, cellular component: membrane. The coding region runs from base 179 to 1651 and encodes 490 amino acids.
UGGUACAGGAAGACGAGCUGGAGUGAGGUGGGGAUGAGAAAUCAUCAUUUAGUUAGCUCGCUGCUAGCUGCCUAUAGUUGAAGUGUAAUGAGCUUAGUAGCCCAAAUUUAGAAUAUUAGUUUGCUUUUGGUGGGGACGACGAUGACCCUUUGACAUCAAGGAUGGACAUAAGUUAACAAUGACGGGGGAGAAGAAGAAGAAGAAGCGGCUGAACCGCAGCAUUCUUCUUGCAAAGAAAAUUAUAAUAAAAGAUGGAGGAAGUCCUCAGGGAAUCGGCGAGCCCAGUGUUUACCAUGCGGUGGUGGUCAUUUUCCUGGAGUUCUUCGCCUGGGGACUCCUCACCACCCCGAUGCUUGCGGUAUUAAAUAGCACAUUCCCCCGACACACAUUCCUGAUGAAUGGACUCAUUCACGGCGUGAAGGGCCUUCUGUCGUUUCUGAGUGCUCCUCUGAUCGGAGCAUUGUCAGACGUAUGGGGGCGCAAGUCCUUCUUGCUGCUAACGGUCUUCUUCACAUGCGCGCCCAUUCCGCUGAUGAAGAUCAGCCCAUGGUGGUAUUUUGCAGUCAUCUCCAUGUCUGGCGUCUUCGCCGUCACCUUCUCUGUGAUCUUUGCUUACGUGGCAGACAUCACGCAAGAGCAUGAGAGGAGCACAGCGUAUGGCUUGGUGUCGGCCACCUUUGCGGCCAGCCUGGUCACCAGUCCGGCCAUCGGAGCGUAUCUGUCUGAGGCCUACGGCGACACGCUGGUGGUGAUCCUGGCCACGGCCAUCGCCCUGCUGGACAUCUGCUUCAUCCUGGUGGCCGUGCCGGAGUCUCUGCCGGAGAAGAUGAGGCCGGCGUCAUGGGGAGCGCCCAUCUCCUGGGAACAGGCAGACCCCUUCGCCUCUCUGCGUAAAGUGGGCCAGGACUCCACGGUGCUCCUCAUCUGUAUCACAGUGUUCCUCUCCUACCUCCCUGAAGCCGGGCAGUACUCCAGCUUCUUCCUCUAUCUCAAACAGGUCAUACGGUUCUCCUCAGAGACGGUGGCUGCCUUCAUUGCAGUUGUGGGGAUCCUCUCGAUCUUGGCUCAGACGGUCGUGUUGGGCAUCCUGAUGCGCUCUAUAGGAAAUAAAAACACCAUCCUGCUCGGCCUCGGCUUCCAGAUCCUCCAGCUGGCCUGGUAUGGCUUUGGCUCUCAGCCCUGGAUGAUGUGGGCAGCUGGGGCCGUAGCAGCCAUGUCCAGCAUCACCUUCCCCGCCAUCAGCGCCAUCGUGUCGCGUAAUGCUGAUCCUGACCAGCAAGGCGUUGUCCAGGGGAUGAUUACUGGCAUCCGAGGGCUCUGUAACGGUUUGGGCCCGGCGCUUUAUGGCUUUGUCUUCUACUUGUUCCACGUUGAGCUGUCAGACACGAACAGCUCUGAAAAAGGUCCCAAAUCCAACAUGGCCAACCCCACAGACGAGAGUGCCAUCAUCCCCGGUCCUCCCUUCCUCUUCGGAGCGUGCUCAGUGCUGCUGUCCCUGCUGGUGGCGCUCUUCAUCCCCGAGCACACGGGGCCCGGCGUGCGGCCCGGCGCCUACAAGAAGCACAGCAACGGGGCGCAGAGUCACUCCCACAGCCCCCAGGGCAGCGGGGCGGAGGGCAAGGAGCCGCUGCUGGAGGACAGCAGCGUAUAACCUCAGCUAAAGGGGGGAGGGGGGGGGCGACCGCCCCGCAGCAAAGACCCUCGCCACAUAGACGCACGGUUUAACCACAGGGACGCGGGUCAGAGCGCCGUGGAGAGUUUGGGGAAAAUGUCCGCAGCGCCAAAGCGGACGCUCCAUGAAGCUGUACUUUGUCUGAAGGCGGGGUUUUAGGAGGACUCUCUGAAGAUCCCGAGGCUGCGAUCGGUUUUUGUUCUGGUUUUUUUUUUUGUUUUUGUUUUUUUUUUUAGAGAGAGAGAGGGCUGUCGCUCAGCUGGACUUCACUUUCUCUACAGCUGUAACAGGGAGGAAAACACAUCAGCUCCCCUCCUCCUCCUCCUCCUUGUCCUACUGAAGCAAAGCUGAACCCAAUCAAGUGCAAGGGGGGGGGGGGGGGGGGUUUAUUUAAAAAUGUCGCUAAAUACCUGCGAGUCCUGACAUGGAUCUCGUCACGUCGGAGUGGAACGAGCAGCUGAGCCCUCGUGCUGAGAAGCUGUCGUCCACACAGGGAAACGCAGGCCUCCCUCUGCGCCGACGGCUCAAAGUGAUGAACCGUCGGCCGGUUCUCAUGAAAGCUUCGGCGGUACGGCAGAUUUGUUGGGGCCUGGCGGCUCCUUCGCUCAGAGCGAUGCGGGGGAGGAGGAGCGCGCCCCGUCAGCUGAGGUCUCCCCUCAAUGUUUACCUGCAGUCCUCUAGAUUCAUAGUACAGUUUGGGUUGUACGUUUUGUUUUUUUCUCUGUUCCAACUGAAGUCUAGUUGUGCUUCAAGUUUUUAAGUCAAGAAACAAAAACGUUGCCUUGAAGUGGCUUACCGUUAAGAAAAUAAAUAAAAAUAAAAACCCGCAUUAUAACCUGUAUGAAGACCAAGGUCUGAGAAGGCUCUGUAAUCUCACUGUCGCUCCCAUCGGAGCUGUUAGACUCUUUUUAUUCUUUCGCGUUCGUUUUAGUUCAUGGUGUGCAUCAGCAUCAGGGCCGAGGCUAACAGAACCUUCCCUUUUCUUUCUGUUUUCAAAAGCAUCAGGACCAUUUAGAGCUAGCCGGCGGCAGGGAGAACGCGGUCGUGUUGAUAUCAUUGAUGCCGUCAUGAGGAUGUCGGUGCGCCUGCUGCAGCCGGGGACCUUCGUUUCGUUUUGUCACGCGCUUUCUUCGAAUUUCUGCCGUUGGAUCAGAAACGGACGGUUUGAUCUCAUCCCUCGUGUUUCCACUGCCAGCUAAGGGACACGGACAACAUGCUUCACCUCCUUUUACUGCUUGGAGCCAGAAAAUAGAGGAUGGGAAAAUGUUCGUAUUUUCACACUUUGUGUCUCAAUGAUCUGGCUUCCUUUCCAUCUGUCCUUCCUUGUGACCUUUCCUCUGACUCCUUCUUCACAUUUUCUUCCUUUCCUGUUUCUUUCCGUCCUUCUCCUUCCUUCCUUACUCCCUGUCAUUGGUUUUUUUUUUUCUCUUAUGUAACAUCAACCCUCUUUCAAAAUCAUCUUCCAUGAAUUCGGAAGUUUCUUUUUUUUUUUUAUAUCAAUGCUAAUGACUAAAACUGGGAAGCUGCGUCUGAAAGUCUUUACGUCAGAAACAUGUGGCAAUUUCGUAUUUAAAGCGUCGGUGGGUAAAAUCAGCGCAUUCUGGAUCUGCUGGAAGGAAUAUUUGUUUUUGGAUCAGAAUCCAGUUUUUUUUUUUUUCUUUUCCCUAACCAUUCUUGAAAAGCAGGGAUUCAAAGCUAACGACACGACAAUGAUCUGAAAGUGAAAGCCGCCUAAUGGAGUCGCUCUCUAAGCGCUCCUAAUAUCGGCAUAAAGAGUGAAAAACGUUAAGACCCCAGGAUUUUGCUCAAUCAGCCAAAUAUACAGGAGCUCUGCGAGGCCUGCUCACAGAAACAGGUUGUGAUUUUUUUUUUUAAAAACGAUCAUGGAGGUAAGAUCAGGACACCUAUUCAGGAUUCAUGUAGUUAAAUUUCAGAGCGGCGGCCGACGCAGUUUUCCAGCCUCCAUCACCAAGGAGUGGUUUCCAUAGUUCAUCUCAACGUUUCCAACCAUCCCUUUACCCUCUGCUGUUUGUGUUUUUUUUUUUUUUAUAAAGUUUAGGGAAAAGCGUUUGAUUAAAGCAGUAAUUCAAAUCAAGUCGACCUGCUAUAAAACAUAAGGACUGAAGUUGCUCACAGUGGGAUAAAGAAAUACUGAUAUCAACCUCAACAAGCAGCAUGAACUAAAAUCUGGUUUAGUGUUUUGUUUUUGUUUUGCCCACGUUCAUUUGUUUGCUUUUGGUCUUUUCAUUUCCAACAAAUCCCUGUAAAUGAGGAAUAAAACAAAAGGAUUUUUAGCAACCUUUAUAAGCAGAAGUGGGCCGUCUGCAGCUCUGUGAGCCGCGCCUAAUUAAGAGCGACGGGAUGUAAAGCCUCAUUCUAGACCUGAAGUACAUUUAAAAUCCACCCUGGUGUAAAAAAAAAAUCAAUGCCAUGUGCUUUUUGUUGCCUGUAGGUGGCGUUCAUGUCUAUCUUUGUGUUGUUUUUGGGGUGGAGGAGUACCUUGUACCACAGCUGGUUUUAGUUUUUCCUGUUUUUUUUGCAGAAAAAUUCAAAUAUUUUAAUCACGUCUGUAUUAGCUAACUGCUAUUUAAUACCUUUUGAGCUCACAUGUGUGCCAAAUUUGAGUUUUGCUUCUUUUGUACUGUUUGCACUUGAGUAACUUGAUUAUUGACUUGGUUUCUUCUUAUUUGUCUUAAUAUAUCUGGCUGAAGAUUUAACUUCUAAGGCUGUAAUUUGUUUUGUUUUUUAUUAUGGCUUUUUAAGUCUCCAUCCUGUAAUUUUUUUUAGGAAUCUUUACAACUUUUGAUUGACCUGUUUUCAGCCUUGGUCUUCAUUUAAUGACAAGCAUUUCACUUUUUUUGUUUUUUUUUUUUUGUUGUUCUUUCUUCUGUUGCGAGUGUAAAUGUGCAGUUUACCAGACUGAUAUCUGAACGUUUCACGUCACCGUCGACCCCCCCCCCCCCCCCCGUCACAGUUUUCCUCCACCCAGCCGGACUUCAAGAUGUCAUUUAAUCCCAGACCAAUCGUUAAUUGGAUGAAUCUCAGAAGAGUAAAAACGCACCGGCCUCCAUGUGCAACCAACCGCGCUCCAAGCAGACGACUGCGAAAGCACGGAAAUCACCCGUACGUGCAGCAAAUGUAAAUAUGUAGCUGUCGCUGGAGGAGCCGGCCGCCUCCCCGGUCCUGUUUGGUCGUACGGUGCAGUGAUAUAUUUCUCGACGCGUACCUGUUUAUUAGCCACUUUUUUUUAUUUUCGAUUUUUUUAGUACGCCGUGGUUUUGUGGCCUGAAACCCCCAAGUUCUCUGUGUGCCUAAAAUUAGCCAAGAAAUGUGUACGGCAACGUAAAGUUAAAAACGGUGGUUAUUAUGUAAAUACGGGAAACUAAUGAUAAACUAUUUAUUAAAGGUUUAUUGUACAAUGAAA